Gekko japonicus is the source of this 2962-nucleotide messenger RNA. RefSeq names its product RAP1 GTPase activating protein 2 (gene RAP1GAP2). Gene Ontology annotation, biological process: regulation of small GTPase mediated signal transduction; activation of GTPase activity. NCBI's taxonomy places the organism in Eukaryota, Metazoa, Chordata, Lepidosauria, Squamata, Gekkonidae. Gene Ontology annotation, cellular component: cytoplasm; plasma membrane. Bases 5 to 2173 code for a protein of 722 amino acids. Gene Ontology annotation, molecular function: GTPase activator activity. The record is from RefSeq and is a predicted model, not a curated record. The transcript is spliced from 23 exons.
CUCUAUGGACGAUGGGGCUGGCCUCUGGCUCCCGGAGACCUCUCCAGAAGGACCAGUCGCAGCUGUGGAGCUCUGUGGUGCUUGCUGGUGUUGCUGGGUGGAGCAGGGCCUCGGCAAGGUGAUGGACUUGCUGAGCAGAGUUCUGUCGGCAGAAUUCUUUGAAAUGCUGGAAAAAAUGCAGGCACCAAAAUUAGAAGAACAAAGAAGCGGAAGCCAGAAAAAUAAGGAGGACUAUAUACCAUAUCCCAGCAUCGACGAGUUUUUAGAGAAAGGUGCUCCCUUCCCCUUAAUAAUCUUGCCUCAGUUUGGAGGCUACUGGAUUGAAGACCCAGAGAAUCUCGGCACCCCCACCUCGUCGGACAGCAGCAUCUGCGAUGAAGAGGAAGAGCACCCUAGCCCCAGGGCUUACGGGCAUAAGCUGGAAUGCAAAGGUGAAGCCAGGGCAUACAGGAAGCAUUUCUUUGGAAAGGAUCAUCUGAAUUUUUACUGCACAGGCAGCAGCUUGGGAAAUCUGAUCCUCUCUGUUAAAUGCGAAGAGGCAGAUGGGAUUGAAUACCUACGGAUUAUACUCAGGUCAAAAGCAAAGACGUUACAUGAAAGAAUCCCCUUAGCAGGGCUUAGCAAGCUACCGAGCAUCCCGCAGAUUGCAAAGGCCUUCUGUGAUGAUGCGACCGGACUGAGGUUUAGCCCCGUGCUGUACCCCAAGGCCUCUCAGAUGAUUGUUUCCUAUGAUGAACAUGAGGUCAACAACACAUUCAAAUUUGGUGUGAUUUACCAGAAGUUUCAGCAGACCCAGGAAGAAGAACUGUUUGGGAACAAUGAAGAGAGUCCUGCAUUCAAGAACUUUUUGAAUUUAUUGGGAGAUACCAUCACACUACAGGAUUUCAAAGGCUUCCGAGGAGGUCUGGAUGUCACGCACGGCCAGACAGGCACAGAGUCCGUGUACACAGUGUUUAGAGACAGAGAGAUCAUGUUUCAUGUCUCCACCAAGCUGCCAUUCACCGAGGGAGAUCCACAGCAGCUCCAGCGGAAGAGACACAUCGGCAACGAUAUUGUGGCUAUUAUAUUCCAAGAAGAAAACACUCCCUUUGUCCCAGACAUGAUUGCGUCCAAUUUUCUACAUGCCUAUAUUGUUGUCCAGGUGGAAAACUCUGAAACAGACAAUACGUCCUACAAAGUAGCAGUCACUGCCCGAGAAGACGUCCCUUCGUUCAGCCCAUCACUGCCAAACCCACCUGUGUUUCAAGAAGACUCUGAAUUCCGUGAGUUUCUUCUCACUAAGCUGAUCAAUGCAGAAAACGCUUGUUGCAAGUCAGACAAAUUCGCAAAGCUUGAGGACCGGACGCGAGCUGCCCUUCUGGACCACCUGCAUGAUGAGCUCCACAUUCACACGCAGCUGAUGCUUGGCCUGGGAUCUGAGGAGGACAAGCUGGAGAACGGAGGCCACGGAGGGUUCCUGGAAUCAUUUAAGAGAGCCAUCCGAGUCCGCAGCCAUUCCAUGGAAACAAUGGUUGGGAGUCAGAAGAAACACCACAGUGGCAGCAUCCCUGGAAGCCUGAGUGGGGGAAUUGCACACAACAGUGCUGAAACCACCAAGGCCACCUUCUCUCCUCCUGUGACGGCUGCAACAGCCAAGAAUCAGUCCCGGAGCCCCAUCAAGAGACGGUCGGGGCUCUUCCCCCGCUUGCACACGGGGUCGGAGAGCCAGGCAGAACCCCGGAGUCGAAGUGACAGUGGCUCAGGAACCCCCAAAACCCCAGAUGGUGGACUUCCCUUCCAAGAAAUGAAACCAGAAGCCUCCUCAAAUCCGAGCUCACCAGAAAUCUGUCCUAACAAAGAGAGGCCCUUCGCUAAGCUCAAGGAGAAUGGGCGGUCAAGCAUCUCUCGCUCUUCCUCCAGCACCAGCAGCUUCAGCAGCGCAGCCGGGGAGAGCGAAGCGACGGAGGAGUACAACAGCCUGGGCAGCCAGCCUUCCACAGCAUCACCGUUCAAGCAAGAAGCCUUUGUCUUCAGCCCCUCACAAAGCACCGAGAGUCCUGGUUUAGCUUCUGCAGCAACACCCAUGAUCAUGAACCGGAGUCCGACAGAUAUAAAGAGCAGGAAUUCUCCGAGGUCAAAUCUCAAGUUUCGUUUCGAUAAACUCAGCCACUCGGGUUCUGGCCCCAUGCACUAGCAGGACAGGGGGGGCUACGGACCUAUAAAAAGGCAUUUCUGUUCUGGUUUUGUUUUUGGCAAAUUUGUUUUUAAGGGAAAUUCUGUCCAAAUGAGGAUGCCAGUCCACUACCCUCAGUACAGCUGCCACGCCCGUCUUGUGCCACCUUCACCCAAACAGCUGUCUUCAUUCAACCAAGACGGAACUGUCAGCUUACUAAAAGCUCCUCGACCAGAUAAUGUGCUCCAGGAGGAGACGAGUGAAACAGGUUUUAAGGCCCAUUCUUCAUCCAGCCUGACUGGAAGGACGUUGCUUGGGGACGCGUUUUCGGUCAUGUUGCAGCCACGCUUGGGCCACCCCUCCUUUGUCCAUCCACGCAUGUGCUCUGUGUCCUGUGGCCGGCUGUCUCGAGGCAUCAGGCACUGUGCUUCUCGUGUUCCUGGUGUGGGUGAGGAAGGCUCUUGUGGUCACGAGCUGCUGUCAUGAGCCACUUUCUCUUCUGUCUGGUACUCGAUGGCCUAGAAUGCAAGUGCCCCCUUUUGUCAUGCUAAUGUAAAACUUGAGACAAUGCUACCACGUCAUGUGGCACCUGGUGCUGCUCUUGAGAACUAGUUUUGGUGAGUGCAGAAUCAUCCAGCAGUCCACCUCCAGCAUUCCAGCUUCUGCAGCAGGCUCCCUGCCGUUUUCCGUAUGCAUUUUAACACAUAGAGCUUUAAAGUUAUAAUCCCCACAUACCUUCCAUUCCCCCCUCUUCCCCUGUAUUCCAUUAUGGCAGGCUCAUAGCUAUGGUGGGGCCAACUUUUUAAAAGG